AUGGCAAUUAACAGCAGAGGAGCCGCAUAUCCUGCUCUCAAACUCUCCAACUCGAUUCCUCUUCUCCUGCCCUUCUCCAAUGUUUCCAUGCCAUUCAAACCAACAAAUGUUAAGCUGGAGAAAAUUCAGCAGCGAGAGAUGGUGUUCUCAACGAAGGGGAGCUUGGGAUCCCUGAAAGGAGGAACAGGACUCUUGGAGCGCCCCACCUUUGAUCAGUCCCAGUUCGAUCCCCUUCCCCAAGCACAAGAAGGAGGAGAUAUUGGGCGAUUGAGUGACAGGAAAGGUCUUGGCAGUGGAGACAGCUACAAAGUUCUUAUGAUUGAUGAUAUACGUCACACGGAAACAUUAGUUGAAAAAGCCUUACCACAGGUUGUGCCGUCCAUAACGGCUGCUGAUGCAAGAAAACUCUUUCACGAAUCUCGGCAGAAGGGUGUUGCAGUCGUUAUUGUUACUGUGAAGGAGCAUGCUGAGUUCUAUGCACAGAUGAUGGUAAGAUGGGGAUUGCGCUCAGCUAUAGAACCAGACUCGAAUAUCGCAGAAUGA
Messenger RNA from Elaeis guineensis (African oil palm), 543 nucleotides. RefSeq names its product ATP-dependent Clp protease adapter protein CLPS2, chloroplastic. NCBI's taxonomy places the organism in Eukaryota, Viridiplantae, Streptophyta, Magnoliopsida, Arecales, Arecaceae. Gene Ontology annotation, biological process: proteolysis. The record is from RefSeq and is a predicted model, not a curated record.